This is a messenger RNA of Parnassius apollo (apollo), 1287 nucleotides long. The record is from the annotation of a GenBank genome assembly. NCBI's taxonomy places the organism in Eukaryota, Metazoa, Arthropoda, Insecta, Lepidoptera, Papilionidae.
AUGGCUUGGGGUUUUGUAACAUGUGGUCCGAAUGAGGCCCUCGUUGUUUCGGGAUGCUGCUACUCUAAGCCACUUCUUGUUCCGGGUGGGCGUGCAUUUGUCUGGCCAGCAAUACAACGUGUCCAAAAAAUAUCACUUAACACAAUGACACUUCAGGUAGAAUCACCAACUGUCUACACAAGUCAGGGUGUUCCUAUUUCAGUAACGGGUAUAGCACAGGUGAAGAUUCAAGGUCAGAAUGCUGAAAUGCUUCUGUCAGCAUGUGAGCAAUUUCUAGGCAAAUCAGAACAAGAAAUCCAACAUAUUGCCCUCGUGACCCUAGAAGGUCAUCAGCGUGCAAUUAUGGGAUCAAUGACUGUUGAGGAAAUAUACAAAGACCGAAAAAUAUUUUCCAAAAAGGUCUUCGAAGUUGCAUCCAGCGAUCUAAUCAACAUGGGAAUCACAGUUGUUUCUUAUACACUCAAAGACAUCAGAGAUGAGGAGGGUUACUUAAAAGCGCUGGGUAUGGCCCGAACGGCGGAAGUUAAGCGUGACGCUCGUAUCGGCGAGGCAGAAGCACAAGCUGAAGCGAAAAUCAAGGAAGCGAUGGCGGAGGAGCAACGGAUGGCGGCCAGGUAUCUUAACGAUACCGAAAUAGCCAAAGCUCAACGUGAUUUCGAACUGAAGAAAGCAGCUUAUGACGUUGAAGUACAAACUAAGAAGGCUGAAGCAGAAAUGGCAUACGAAUUGCAAGCUGCAAAAACGAAACAACGUAUCAAAGAGGAACAGAUGCAAAUUGCUGUUGUUGAACGCACCCAAGAAAUUAAUGUACAAAAGUGGGAGGUGCAGAGACGAGAGAAGGAGUUAGAAGCCACUAUACGCAGACCUGCAGAGGCUGAGAAGUUUCGCCUAGAAAAAUUAGCUGAGGCCCAUCGACUGAAGACUGUCCUUGAAGCAGAGGCAGAAGCUGAGGCAGUAAAAGUUCGCGGAGAGGCGGAAGCUUACGCCAUUAAAGCUAAAGCGGUAGCGGAUGCAGAACAAAUGGCUAAGAAAGCAGAAGCGUGGAAAGAAUACGGCUCAGCAGCAAUGGUCGAUAUGAUGCUGGAAACAUUACCAAAGGUGGCAGCAGAGGUGGCGGCGCCACUGUCGCAGGCUCGUAAAGUGACAAUGGUGUCUUGUGGUGGUGGAGAAGUGGGCGCCGCCAAGUUGACUGGCGAAGUGCUGAGUAUCGUGCAAUGUAUACCUGAGCUGGUUAAAGGAGUUACUGGAGUUGAUAUUUCGAAAGUAAAGGGCCUUCGCGCCGUGUAA